AUGCACCACUACCACCACCUUCACCAACACCAACACGAGCAGGACACCUACAGAUCGAUUGAAGAAGUGGAGCGCGACUUUGCCUUCCUGGAGAGCUCGUCGUCGCAGGAUGCCGUCGGCUCGUCGCCCACCGUGACGCAGACCGGCACCGCCACCAACACCACCGCGACCGCCACCGACCCCUCUUCAUCGUCCCCUUCGCUGCCCCUCGUGACCAUCGUCAACCCCUCCACAACAAGGGAGAGCCACGGCGCCGGCUGGGGCAGCGACAACGCGGACUGGAACUCCGCCCACCACCACCACUCGAACAGUCGCCACCAGAGCCAGAGCACCGGUGGACAGCCGCAGCUGUUCGCCGCCGUGGGGGGAAGCGGCCCGGCCUCGUUCCCCAUCAAGCAGGAGAACGACCGCUCGAGCCCGCUUCUCCAUCACUACUACGGCGGGGCGCAGCCGCACUCCAUGCCCGGCGACGACCGAUUCAUGCAGCUCGCCGAGACGAGCAGCGCGUCGGGGAUGCACCACCUGUUGCGACACCAGCUGGGCAGGGCGGCGGCGACCCAGCACGUGCCCAUGCAAGCUUUCCCGCGGCGACACCACACCUCUGCUCCCGCGCUGCACCUGGGCCAUUCCUCCAGCCCACAGCAGUACCCAUCGACCUCCAACUCGGCAUGGGACUUGGCGACCCACGACGGCUCGGUGACGGCGGUGACCACCUACCCGGCCUACCCGCCCGCCGCCGGCGUGUCGUCUUCGUUCUCGUCGUACCCGUCCGCCUCCUCGGUCGUGGGCUCGACGCAACAGCUCCCCUCCUUCUCGUCGUCGUCGCUGCCGACCUUCUCGGCCGACCUGGCCUCGGUGUCGGAGCUCAGGCGGAGCAGCGACGCCAAGCUCGGAUCGGGGGCGUCAAGGGAGGCGGUCAAGGAGGAGCAGCGGGCCGCGAGCGAGAAGGAGGGAUCGGAGGGAGGCGAGUGGAACGACGACGAUGACGACGAUGACGACGACGACCAAGACGAGGAGGACAAGGAGGGCCGCGGCGAGAAGCGCCGCAAGAGGAGCGAAGACGAAGGCGUCGCCGGGCAGGCAGGCAUUCGAUCGCGAAAGCGAAGCAGUGCGGGCGACGUUGCGGCGGCAAAGAAGAAGAAGGUGGCGCUCGAGCGCGAGAGGCGGAAGGAGCUCACCAACUUCUUCUACCGCCUCCAGUCCUGCGUGCCCUCGCUCCGAACAGCGCCCACGCGACCGACCAAGGCCAUCCUUCUCCAGUCGGCCUGCGACUACAUCCAAACCCUUGAAUCCGAACUCACGCAACUCAGGUCUGAGAAUCAGCGACUGAGAAGCAGGGAGAGCCCUUUUGAUGAGGGCCGGGGGCCGUCGGCGACGAACAACUUGUACACGCGACGGCAGGGACCCGGCCAGGACGCGACGCGCUUGCUCUUCGUCCUAUGUUCCUUCUUCCUCCUCCUCUAUAACCCCUAUGGGUUCCCUUACCUGGACCUCUCCGCCGCAUCGACUGCCGCACCCGGACGACUACUCGGGGCUGACGGCGCCCUCGGUGCCGACCACGCUCUCCACCAGCACGCCCAGCCACAGCACCAACAGCCCGCCGGCACCGCCACCGGUGCUGCCUUCGGGCCACUCGGCGGUCUCUUCAACCACCUCAACCUCCUCUUCCUCUCCAUGUCGCUCCUCCCCUCGACGGGUGUGAUCGUGCUCGGGUGGCUCCUGUGCCUGUGCCUCCGCCUCGCCGUCGUGUGCUGCGUUCUCCUCUUCCUCUUCCUCCUGGAGCCCUUCCUGCCCGCCUGGAAUCGGAAGAUCUUCAUGGCCAUCCUCAAGGAGAUGAACGGCAUCGAGGGUAUGUACCAGAUGGGUACAGCGGAGGCCGGCAAGCAGCUGCACCAUUUUUUGAAGGCGUUCCUGGCGUGGGGCUAUGCGGUGUCGCUGGACAAGGCCAUCUGCGAUCGCGUGGUCCUCUACACGACGCUCACCACCCGCCUCAUCGGACAGAUCCUCUAUCGCCUCUGGAUAGGCCUUUGGAUCCCGGUGAGAAGGGUGGUGACGCACCACUGCAUGCCGAUCACAGCGCGCCAGGACGACGCCGAACUCCAACCACCACAACAACAGGACAGCCACACCUGCCUUCCCACAGCAUAA
This is a messenger RNA of Acanthamoeba castellanii str. Neff, 2148 nucleotides long. RefSeq names its product Helixloop-helix DNA-binding domain containing protein. Gene Ontology annotation, biological process: regulation of transcription by RNA polymerase II. Lineage: Eukaryota; Discosea; Longamoebia; Acanthamoebidae. The transcript has 9 exons. Gene Ontology annotation, molecular function: DNA-binding transcription factor activity, RNA polymerase II-specific; RNA polymerase II cis-regulatory region sequence-specific DNA binding; protein dimerization activity. Bases 1 to 2148 code for a protein of 715 amino acids. The record is from RefSeq and is a predicted model, not a curated record.